AUGAAAGCGUCGGCAAGGAAAUUUGCUUUGAUCUUAAUCCUAUUGACGUGUAUUCUGCUUGUUGUUCAAGUGCAGCCAACCGAGUCAUCAUCGACAGUCAAGAUAACACCUGAACAGAAACGGGAGUUAAGGGCAAAGUCAGUUGAGAUGUUCUAUCAUGCUUAUAAUGCCUACAUGAAUAAUGCCUACCCAGCUGAUGAAUUGAUGCCUCUAACAUGCAAAGGCCGCUAUCGAGGAACUGAACCAACACGGGGAGACAUGGAUGAUGCCCUAGGGAAUUUCACAUUGACUUUAAUCGACACAUUGGACACCCUUGCUGUCCUGGGUGAUAUUGAUGGGUUUGAGAAAGCAGUGAGACAUGUGAUAGCAGAUUCACGAUUUGACGCUGAUAUUGUUGUGUCUGUAUUUGAGACCAACAUCAGAGUAUUAGGGGGUUUGCUGGGAGGUCAUGUAGCUGCUAGUUACUUCAAGAGGAAGAAGAUAUCCAUGCUGUGGUAUCAUGAUGAGUUGCUGACAAUGGCAAAGGAAGUUGGAGAUCGUCUGUUGCCAGCUUUCAAUACAACCACAGGGAUUCCUUAUCCACGGGUAAAUAAACUUGAAGCAUGGGAAUCACUCCCAAGAUUUUCUCACUCCUACAGAGAUACCUGCACUUCGUGUGUUUUGCAUCUAUGCCGAGGUACCAUGAUUUUAGAGUUUUGUGCUGCUCUGAGAAGGCAAGAAAAGCCAUGGAUUAUCUGUGGUGGCCAACGUCACCGUAGCAACAACCUCAUGGGUUUGGUUAUCAACAUUCACAAUGGGGACGGGGUUUCGAAGAGGUACAAAAGUGGUGUGGGUGCAGGCAUCGACUCCUACUAUGAGUAUGUGCUGAAAGCGUAUGUGCUGCUUGGAGAUGAUACCUAUCUGUCAAGGUUUAAUAAGCACUAUGAUGCUGUCAUGCGUUACAUCAGCCAGGGUCCUAUGCUUGUUGAUGUUCACAUGCACAAACCAACAAGUACUGCCAAAAACUUUAUGGAUGCCCUCCUAGCAUUUUGGCCAGGGUUGCAGGUGUUGGUGGGAGACAUUGGGCCAGCUGUAGAGACUCAUGAAAUGCUGUACCAGAUUGUCCAGAGGCACAACUUUCUGCCAGAGCAUUCACUACAGACUUCCGAGUUCACUGGGGGCCAGCACCCACUACGUCCUGAAUUUCUUGAGUCAACAUAUUUUCUUUAUCAGGCAACGGCAGACCCAUAUUACUUGUCAGUUGGCAAGACUGUCUUGGACAAUCUGGAACAACAUGCCAGGGUGGAGUGUGGUUUUGCAGCCAUCAAGGAUAUAAAAACGGGCUCCCACGAGAACCAAAUGGACUCCUUUGUUUUGGCGGAAACAUUCAAGUACUUAUACCUUCUGUUUUCUGAAAAGGAGGAUAUAAUUCUAGACCUUGAUGACUUCAUAUUCACAACUGAGGCUCAUCUGCUGCCCUUGACCCUGUCAGUGGGCAACUAUUCCUGGAAGACCCCAUCCAAAGCUCACCCUGACAUCUACAAAUUUGACUUGAUGUCAAGCCCAGGUGGAAGCGAUUAUGAUGAAGACAGAGACAUCUGCCACAACUACCACGUUACAAACACAGAAGGCUCAAGCUACCCCCAUAAACUGAGGCACCAGUUGCGUGACAUGGUGGACAGGUUGCACCCCAGAGUUCAGACAGAGCCCCCGAGACUCAAAGCUGCAGAUUUUGUGGCGGGCAACAAAGAGCACCUGGAAAUUCUCCGUGACAUGGGCAUCAGGAUUGCCACUAUGCCUGAUGGACGCAUCCAGUUGCUGCACACUUCCUUCGGAGGCUGUUUCAUGCAGGAGAUGAUUGAGCUCAGCAAGCUACAGAAACAAGACAGUCAGCACGAUCCCAUGUAUGUUAGGCUCAUGUCAGAUCCUUUCAAAGGUGAGGUUGUUUAUAAAGCAGGUCCUUCCCAGUUUGGAUAUAACUUGAGCAAAAACCCACCGGUACAAGGACAGCUGGCUAUCACCAAACCGUUUAGAGCCUGUGCUGAUAUUGAAAAUGGCGAAGAACUGAAAGGAAAGAUCGCCAUCAUUGAGAGGGGAGACUGCAUGUUUGUUGACAAAGCAAGAAAUUUGCAAAGGGAGGGUGCCAUUGGCGGCAUAGUUCUGGAUCAAGCUCAGGGUUCUUCUAGUGAGUUGCUGAGUUUGUUUGCCAUGUCCGGAGAUGGCACUAAUGACAUUACCAUUCCAAUGGUGUUCCUCUUUUGGAAACAAGGGCAUGACCUCUUUGAAACACUGAACAGAUAUCCUGACCUGCUUGUGGAACUCACAUCAAAAGAAGGUGUCCCGAAACCAGCACAGCCUAGCUCUGAAGUUCCGACUCCUGUAGUCAGUUCAGAUCCUGCCUCUGCCACCUCUCCAGCUGUGUCACUCCCAGACUCAGAACAUCCUGGGAAAAACCUCAUUGAAGAAACAAGCACUGUAGAAAUACCACCACUAGCUGUAUCCACAGCUUCUACGCCUCCCAUUUCAACUACAUCAUCAGAACCAGUUGGUGGGUUCUCCAAAUCAGAGCAUGCUUUCUACCAUCAUGAGGUGCUUGAUGCUUCUACACGCCAGUAUUUUCUGCAGGCAGGCACCAAGUUCCUGCACCUGAGCAUUGAAGUUUCUCCCAGAGAAGAGGCAGAUUCAGAAGAAGACUGUAGAAAACUAAAAUAUGAGCCUCUCCCUGACGGCUCUAAAAUGUUUACUUUUUACCUGCGCCAUAGACUGUCUGGCUUGGAGAAACCCAACCUCAACGAAAUGUACCUGGAUGUAAUCCACUCCUUGCAGCACCACACCAACUUUGAACAGCUCGACCAGUCAUCUGAGUACAUGAAAGCUAUAGCCAGGUUCAUGGAGUCAGCCUUUUUCUCCAUAGAACGCAUUGAUAAUGUUUCACUGGAGGUCAUGCGUCAUUUUACAGCAGUCAUUCAAACAAAGCACAAUUUUCGGCAGGAAGAGUCCAUGUCUGUUGGUGGGAACAAACAUGCUGGGGUAAGUCCAGACAUAGCACCGCAGCCAGCCACCGGUGCCCAUGUUGUGGAAGUUUCAAAUAAGGUCUUGUCAUCAUCGAUCAUACCGGAGGCUAGUGCUGACACUCCGCUCGGUGCUGAAGGCAGCGAUAUCAACACAAAAAUGUCACAUGUCUCUGAACAUGGUGAGCAUAACUAUCCAUCUCAUAAUGAGUUUCUACAGCCAUCUCAAACUGCAGACUUUACUUCUGAUUGCUCUGGUCUUCAAUCAUCUUCCAUAGAACCAGCCUCCAUAGAAGUGCCCAAGUUGGGUUCCUCAGACAUUCAGUCUUCCUUGACUGAGAGCCAUGUUCAUAGUGAGUCCAGGCAACAGUCUGCAGACAGUUUACAUGUGAAAUCCAAUUCUGCCGGAUCUAUAGAGCAGAAACAUCUAGAUCCGCAGUCAAUAGCCUCCACACCAGCAACAUAUUCAGAUACACAGUCGUCAGCCUCUAAAGCAACAGCACAACCUGAGAAAGAAGAGGAUGCACAGAAUAACAGAGAUGAGUUAUAA
Candidula unifasciata is the source of this 3540-nucleotide messenger RNA. Lineage: Eukaryota; Metazoa; Mollusca; Gastropoda; Stylommatophora; Geomitridae. The record is from the annotation of a GenBank genome assembly.